AUGGCCCGGGCGACACUCAACAUGAACGCGGCGGGGCUCGAAGCUCGCGGCGGGGGCCACAUAGAGCAGGGACCACUUCCCUUCAGCGUCGAGUCACUGCUGGAGGCUGAGCGCGUAAGGGGCUCCGAGUCUGGGGAGCUGGGGGAGGAGAGGCCGCCCGGCGCCUCGAAGCCUGGAGCCUGGCCCCCACCGGUCGCGCACUCAUGCCCCCCACGUAAGUGCUCAGUCUCCGGGUCCCAGGCCCUGAAAAGCGACCGCGCUGUCAAGCUCGAAAAUCUAACGUGGGUGCCCCCAGCCCUCCACCCUGCACCCUUCGCAAACACAAAACCAAUCGCAAACCACGAACACCCUUCACCACCGCGCAGCUGCUGGCUCUGGAGCGCAAGUUUCACCAGAAGCAAUACUUGUCCAUUGCCGAGCGCGCCGAGUUCUCCAACAGCUUGAGCCUCACUGAAACUCAGGUCAAGAUCUGGUUUCAGAAUCGCCGAGCCAAGGCCAAGCGGCUGCAGGAGGCCGAGCUGGAGAAGCUGAAGCUGACUGCCAAGCCACUACUGCCGGCGGCAUUUACCCUGCCCUUCCCACUGGGCACCCAGCUGCACAGCUCCGCGGCCACUUUCGGCGGCAACGCUGUUCCUGGGAUCCUGGCUGGGCCGGUCGCGGCUUAUGGCAUGUACUACUUGUCUUAGAGCAUGGAACCAAGUCCUAACCUCUUGAUUAGGCUCAGGGCUGCGCCGCAGUUCCGCCCGCCGCCGAUGCUCCUGGUAACUUCUUGACCUUUCGUUUUAGAGUUUUGGGUUUUUUUUCCCCUGUUAUACGAUAUACUUGAUGACUGGAGCCUAUUUAUAGAUAUAACAGAUAUUUUAAACCUUCCUAAAACCAUGUCCGUGUCUGAAGGAAAACACAACUUCAUAUAGUCCUUGGAACAGACAAAAGCAGAUCUUCCUAUUUCGUACAAAGCAGUCGACAAAGUACUUCUGGGGUGGGUGUGCUCCUUGUAUUCACUCUGCCCCUACACCAAGGACUUCAGAGAGGCUCGAUUGAACUGGCAUAAGCAAACAAAUUCCAUAAGAUGACGUUAAAAUACAGAUGAGAUAAUCGGACUGUUAGGAAGACACUUAGAAAUUACCGCCACUUCAACUAAAUGUGCGUUGUGACCAAACGGAAACUUCUACGUGAUUUAGGUUUUACCCCAUUAUUAUUUGUUUAGAGUAUACGUCGUUCAAGGAGCUAGAGGCAAAAUGCUGACUGGGCAUGAGAGUAGGGGAGGUGAUGAACGCUGGCACCAUGCCUCAGAGGAAGGGUGGCUGCCAGGCAGCACCUUCUGAGCUUUGAAAGGAGCCUGCUGGGGAGACUGAAGGCUGGUGGCAGCAGGCAGCAGGGACCAAAGCCUAGCCUCCUGCCAGCAGGUGUCCAACCAAUAAAGAGAAGAAACUGAGGGUUGAGUGCCUCAAACCUCCAUUGUGGGUGCAGUAGGAGGCGAGGCCUGCAAAGGUCCCAAAAGAAUUACUCUGAGUGCCAGCUGUCCCUGUAAUCCUGAUGUGCCUUAGAAAAAUGGUGGACUUGUUUAGGAAUCUGGACUUGUACCUUUAUUCUACCUUUAUCUGAGGAAAGAAAGCAGAUCAUCUGAGCUGUUCUGUCCCACUGCCCCUAAUGGAGUCUCAACCCUAUCACGCAAGAUCGAGGCUCUUCGGGUACCUGACAACCAGCACUGAUAAAA
Molecule: messenger RNA, 1717 nt
Organism: Rattus rattus (black rat)
Lineage: Eukaryota; Metazoa; Chordata; Mammalia; Rodentia; Muridae
Gene: Ventx
Product: VENT homeobox
Exons: 2
Coding region: 1-444 (147 amino acids)
Biological process (GO): embryonic morphogenesis; regulation of transcription by RNA polymerase II
Cellular component (GO): nucleus
Molecular function (GO): DNA-binding transcription factor activity, RNA polymerase II-specific; RNA polymerase II transcription regulatory region sequence-specific DNA binding
Source: RefSeq, a predicted model, not a curated record